Hydractinia symbiolongicarpus is the source of this 2836-nucleotide messenger RNA. RefSeq names its product vascular endothelial growth factor receptor kdr-like. Gene Ontology annotation, molecular function: ATP binding; transmembrane receptor protein tyrosine kinase activity. The transcript is spliced from 11 exons. The coding region runs from base 213 to 2591 and encodes 792 amino acids. Gene Ontology annotation, biological process: protein phosphorylation; positive regulation of kinase activity; cell surface receptor protein tyrosine kinase signaling pathway. NCBI's taxonomy places the organism in Eukaryota, Metazoa, Cnidaria, Hydrozoa, Anthoathecata, Hydractiniidae. Gene Ontology annotation, cellular component: signaling receptor complex. The record is from RefSeq and is a predicted model, not a curated record.
AAUUAUAUCCUUUUGGUGUCAAAAAUGGUGAUGUAGAAAUUAAGAAGGGAGAUAACUAUGCCGAGAACUUUACACUCAGCGAACCGCUACCAUUGUUUUUUUAUAACGUAACUCAAAUUUAUGUUAGUACGAACGGCUUAAUAUCUGUUCAAAAUGGUAUAACAUUCAACAUCAGUCUUCCAUAUCAUGAAACAGUGAUUGCACCGUAUCAUAUGAAUUUCGAUACACUACAAGGAGGUUCAAUAUUCUAUCGAGAAACUAAAGAAAGAAGCAUUCUGUCACUGAUAAACAAGGACAUUAAAAGAACUGGCUUGGAAUUUGAAUGUACACGAGUCAUAAUUGUAACUUACAUUGACGUUGCCCAUCAUGACAUACCAACACAGAAACAUACAUUUCAAGUUGCCAUCGUUACUAAUGAAAAUGACACAUUCAGUAUUUUCAAUUAUAUUAGACUUGAUCGAACUUACGCUGUGACUGGUUUCUCUGGACAGCGUUGCUACUGGAUGACGUUUAAUCGCUACACAGAAUGGACACCCACUCUUAGUUAUUACUUAGAGGAUAGAUCGAACAUUGGAGUUAAAGGAAAAUUUAUAUUCUCUAUGAGCUCUUACAUGUGUAACGAUGAAGGCAAUAUAAAUGAUCGAUGGUUAUCAGAUGCACCAUACGAUAUAAACGUUGCAACAAUGACCUACACUGAUGUUGGUAUAAAAUGGAGACACUUGGAUAAUAUGUCAGAUGCUUACUUGAUGGAACAUCCAAAAGACUUUGUCAUUAUCAUAAACGCUGCAGAAAAGUGGCAUUCUUCAAAAUAUGUAUAUAGAUCGAAGUUCAGCAUCCUUGGUCCUCUGGAACAAAACAUUACAUAUCAAGUUAACAUAUACACAAAAAGACGUGGUCUUUAUUUUAUGCCAGGGAAACCAUCAAUUAUAUAUGUUUCGAGUGUUCCUUUAGAACCUGUCCAUAAUUUAACUAUAAAACAGACCUCGUCGGAAAAAGCAAUUGCGUAUUGGAAAGUACCAGAGCAUCUACUGCUAGAUACGGUCAUUGGUCAACUGAUGAUUGUCCAUAAAUACACACGAAAUAUGGAAAUGGAAGAGGAAGUUAAUGUCACAAAUGCAUGCCAAGAGCAAUUCGAAUUUUCUGGAUUUGUGGGCUCUACGCACAUUAUAGAAGUGGUACCUAUUAUUGACGACCGGUUCGGACCAGUCGCCAAUUCUUCGCACAUAUUCACUAGUGAACUUCUGCCCAAUGACGAUAACGAUAUCACAACUGAGCUGAUCAUCAUUAUCGCAAUUGCAACUACACUAAUUGGAAUAAUAAGCUUUGCAUUUGUUUGGUAUAAAAGAAGCCACAGACGGAAGUUUGAUGCCUACUUAAUGCCAGCAAGUAAUAAAGUGAUCGACACUUCGAAAACAAUCCUUGAGCAAUGUCACAAUCUCAACUACGAUUUAAAAUUCGAAUUUCCAAGAAAUAAAUUACACUUAGUUCGAACUAUUGGUGAGGGUGCAUUUGGUCAGAUGUGGAUGGCGACUGCUGAGGGGAUGAAUGUUUUUAAACCAAGAGAGACAAAAAAGUCGAGAAGUAUAUUAAGACAUUUCAAAGGAAGUGUUCUCAAGAAGUCAGUGGUGGCUAUAAAAUGCUUAAAAGGUAAUGCAGCCGAAGACGACUACAAGGAUCUGGCUAAUGAAAUAAAAUUGCUUAUCCAUCUUGGUGAACAUCCAAAUAUUGUUAAUCUUCUCGGUGCUUGCACAAGAGGAGAAAGCCUGCUUGCAAUUUUGGAAUAUUGCGGAAAGGGGUGCCUAUUGGAAUAUCUUCGAUUGAACAGAGAUCAAUUCGAACCCACCUGGGUAAGACAUGAUGAUGAAGAUUUAAAUCUGUAUGAUUUGACAUGGAUUGCUGUUCAAAUUGCUCAUGGGAUGGAUUUUCUUGAACAGAAAAAGUGCGUUCACCGCGACUUAGCCGCAAGAAAUGUUCUUUUAACCGAGCGCAUGGAAGUGAAAAUAUCAGAUUUUGGACUAGCUAGGGAUACUGAUAAUAAAAGUUUUUACUUGAAAGAAAGUGAUGGUUUGCUUCCAGUCAAGUGGAUGGCACCAGAAGCAAUUGUUGAUCGAAUGUAUACUUCAAAGAGUGACAGUUGGUCAUUUGGAAUUGUAAUGUGGGAAAUUUAUUCACUUGGUUCUGUACCGUACCCUUCUUUAAAAAACUCAAGUGUAGUGACAUACCUCAAGACCGGUCAGCGCAUGGAAAAACCGAAACAUUGUCCUGCAGCAGUGCGCGAGUUGAUGUUUCAGUGUUGGUCCAUCUUGCCAGAUAUGAGAAUGUCAUUCGCUGAGUUGAGAGAUAAACUGGAUCAGAUUCUUUUGCAAAAUGAAACAAGCACAUUGGGUGGCGUGUCUAUGGCAAGAAUAUUGGACUUUGCACCAAAACAUGCUGAAACGAAAGAUGAAGUGGAGAAUGAACCAAUGGUGGAAUAUGGGGAAACACAAGAUGACACGACAUCUGACAUAUCGUCUACAAAAGAUUCAACUAGCGACGUUAUUGAAGCUGGCUCUUCUGAAGAUUAUCUCUUCUUAACCGUUGACACAGACUAAAUAUGGUGACAUUGUGACAGUUAAAUUUCUAGACUUUCAUGUUUUUGAAUAAAUUAGUCUUUGUACAUAUUAGCUAACAUAUGGAGUGAAAAUAUAAAAUAUCAAAGCAGGCGUACAGAAGGAUUGACGUUGGAAGAAAAAGAUAAAUUCUUAUUACUACGGGUUAAAUUGUCUUGUUAGGCCUUUCUAUUCCAGCUUAGAAAAAGGGCAAUGUUUCCAACGGGUGUAAAUUGUUUUAUGUUAAU